AUGGCCGAGAAAGAGUCCUACUACGAUUAUGAGCCCUCUGUGGCUGCAGCGGGUAUCUUCGUUGCCAUAUUCGCGAUCUUGGGUGUGAUGCAUUUCUUUCAAACCUUCAGAACUCGCACAUGGUUCUGCAUCCCCUUUGGCCUGGGAGCUCUCCUGGAAGUCAUCGGCUACCUAUGUCGUGGCCUCGGGAACUCCAAACCGGAUGUCCUUAUCCUCUACAUCAUCCAGACACUGUUCAUCCUGCUCGCACCAAUUCUAUUCGCCGCCUCGGUCUACAUGUUUCUCGCUCGCAUCAUGCGAGCAACGAACGCCACCCACCAUUCGAUCAUCCGCAUCAACUGGGUCACGAAAAUCUUCGUCGGCGGAGACGUACUUUGCUUCGUCAUUCAAGGUGCCGGGGGAGGCAUCCUUGCUGGGGCCGAUACCCAGACCUCUUUGGAUCUUGGAAAAGGAGUCAUUCUUACAGGCUUGUGCUUGCAGGUGGUGAUCUUUGCAUUCUUUAUGGUUGUUGCUGCGAUAUGGCAGAAACAAAUGAGAGGCUCCGAGGAAGAUGAGAUGACAUCGUUCAACUGGUUGAUCUACCUGCAGAUGUUGUACGUGGUCAGCGUCCUCAUCACAGUCAGAAACCUGUUCAGGGUCAUCGAGUAUGCCAUGGGUCCCGACGCAUACCUUCUCAUGAACGAAUGGCCUAUUUACGUUUUCGACGCUUUCUUGAUGGCUAUUGUGCUGGCCAUCUGCACCAGGUGGUAUGUUGCCGAUGCGAUGAGGAAGGCGCAGAAUGAAGGCAAAGACAACGAAGGCAAUAAUGUGGAGAUGUUGACACAGUCGGAUGCCGGCGCCUGCUAG
Cercospora beticola is the source of this 846-nucleotide messenger RNA. Its product is annotated as RTA1 domain-containing protein. The record is from RefSeq and is a predicted model, not a curated record. Gene Ontology annotation, cellular component: membrane. Lineage: Eukaryota; Fungi; Ascomycota; Dothideomycetes; Mycosphaerellales; Mycosphaerellaceae.